CUGCGGUCUUAAACGGAAGUUAACAUUUUAUGCUUGUUCAUAGCUGCGUGUAAAUAAUAAUCUUUCAUAUCUUCAACAUUAUUUGAUAAAAUGGAAUAUUUAAUUGGAAUUAAAGGAAAAGAUUAUGUUCUUGUUGCGUCUGAUACAGUAUCAUCAAGGUCUAUCGUUGCCAUGAAGAAAGAUACUGAUAAGAUGUUUAAAUUGAGUGACAAAUUGGUGAUGUUGGUUACUGGAGAACCCGGGGAUACUGUACAAUUUGCUGAAUAUAUAGCCAAGAAUAUUCAGCUUUAUAAAAUGAGAAAUGGCUAUGAACUUAGUCCAAAUGCAGCUGCUAAUUUCACAAGGAAAAAUUUGGCUGAUUACUUAAGAACUUCAUCACCAUACAAUGUGAAUUUCUUACUGGCUGGGCAUGAUGGCACAGAUGGCCCAUCCUUGUUCUAUAUGGAUUACUUGGCCUCUCUGUCUGAAGUCCCGUUUGCUGCUCAUGGCUAUGGAGCUUAUUUUACCCUCAGCAUCCUUGAUCGUUACUAUGAUGAAGAUUUGACUGAGAAAGAUGCCUAUCAGUUGUUGCAUACUUGUCUUGAUGAAUUACAAAAGAGAUUUGUAAUCAACCUGCCUUCAUUCCAUGUUAGAGUUAUUGACAAGAAUGGUAUCCGGGAGCUACCGACAAUUCACUCAAAUAUAAUAGAUAAUUGAUUCUCAUAGUUGUAUUUUCUAUUUCUUUCAUUUUCCACACGUCCACUGAGAAUAAACAAUUGUUCAUAAAAAUAAAA
Messenger RNA from Octopus sinensis (East Asian common octopus), 773 nucleotides. Its product is annotated as proteasome subunit beta type-2. The record is from RefSeq and is a predicted model, not a curated record. Gene Ontology annotation, biological process: proteasomal protein catabolic process. NCBI's taxonomy places the organism in Eukaryota, Metazoa, Mollusca, Cephalopoda, Octopoda, Octopodidae. Gene Ontology annotation, cellular component: proteasome core complex, beta-subunit complex; cytosol; proteasome core complex. The transcript has 6 exons. Bases 91 to 696 code for a protein of 201 amino acids. Gene Ontology annotation, molecular function: peptidase activity.